Paracoccidioides lutzii Pb01 is the source of this 3105-nucleotide messenger RNA. RefSeq names its product elongation factor 2. Gene Ontology annotation, cellular component: ribonucleoprotein complex; cytosol. Gene Ontology annotation, molecular function: GTP binding; ribosome binding; GTPase activity. The transcript has 4 exons. The record is from RefSeq and is a predicted model, not a curated record. The coding region runs from base 1 to 3105 and encodes 1034 amino acids. Gene Ontology annotation, biological process: cytosolic ribosome assembly.
AUGGCCGGGAAAAUCCGCUAUCUGGACUCUCGUGCGGACGAGCAGCUUCGAGGAAUCACGAUGGAGUCGUCUGCCAUAUCUCUCUAUUUCUCCAUGCUUAAAAGGGCAUCCAAAAACGCCGAUCCGGAGCAGAGAGAAUACCUGAUCAAUCUAAUUGACUCUCCAGGCCAUAUUGAUUUCAGCAGCGAGGUAUCCACUGCUUCCAGACUAUGUGAUGGUGCUCUUGUUCUAGUAGACGUUGUCGAAGGCGUUUGUAGUCAAACCGUUACUGUGUUGCGGCAUACAUGGGUUGAGCAUCUCAAGCCAAUUUUAGUCAUCAAUAAGCUCGAUCGACUGGUAACAGAACUGAAAAUGACUCCCACAGAAGCGUAUUCGCAUCUCAGCAGGCUACUUGAACAGGUUAAUGCUGUCAUCGGAAGCUUCUAUCAAGGUGAACGCAUGGAGGAAGACUUGCUUUGGCGGGAGAGAAUGGAGGAGCGUGUCAACGCUGCGACCGCCAAAGAGAAAGAUCGGACGAUACGGCUUACGGAUAACAUAUCAGAUACCACCUCUCAGGCCGAUCCAGGGGAAGUUGAAUUUGAAGAGCGUGAUGACGAGGAUCUCUAUUUUUCACCUGAGAAAAACAAUGUCAUAUUCUGUAGCGCAACUGAUGGGUGGGCUUUUACUAUUCGUCAAUUUGCACGCCUAUAUGAGAAAAAACUAGGUUUUAAAAGGUCUCUUUUGGAAAAGGUCCUAUGGGGCGACUUCUAUCUCGAUCCGAAAACCAAACGAGUCCUUGGCCAAAAGCAUCUAAAAGGACGUAAUUUGAAACCGAUGUUUGUCCAACUUGUUCUGGAGACGAUAUGGGCAGUGUACAAUGCAGCCACUGGGGAUGGCUAUGGAAAGGGUGAUCUGGCCUUGUUGGAGAAAAUCACUAAAUCUCUUGGGAUUACAAUUCCAGCCCAUGUAUUGCGUUCACGAGAUCCAAGGAAUACCCUUUCAGCCAUAUUUUCAUCCUGGCUUCCGCUUUCAACAGCCGUCUUAGUCUCCGUAAUCGAAUAUCUCCCUAGUCCUCCAGUUUCGCAAGCGUCAAGGCUCCCGGACAUGAUCAAAGACUUGCCGGGCUCUGAUGCCAUUAGUCCAAGAGUGAUUGAAGCAAUGGUCGACUUUAAAAAAGGGAAAGAUGAUCCAGUUGUGGCAUAUGUGAGCAAAAUGGUUUCUGUCCGCGAGAGUGAACUCCCUCAAAAUACGCGGCUACCGGGAGGUAUGCUAAGCGCGGAAGAAGCACGGGAUAUGGCCAGGAGGAAACGAGAGGAGAUUGCGAAAUUACAGGCACAAAGUAAUGGAGAGUCACAAACUGAUAGUUUUGCCCAAGUAACGACCGCCUUCGCAAGCGCAAGCAUAGAAGAGACUGAUCAGGCCCGGGUGGAAGAAAAGGAAAAUCCUGAGCACCUCAUCGGCUUUGCACGAAUAUAUUCCGGCACACUCUCUGUUGGGGACUCUAUAUAUGUUAUCCCACCAAAAUUUUCACCAUCACAUCCCCACGGGCCGCCUACACCGCAAAAAGUGGAAGUAAAAGCUCUUUAUUUGCUUAUGGGGCGAAAUCUGGAAAACUUGCAAAAUGUUCCAGCGGGCGUUGUUUUUGGUAUCGCUGGUAUGGAAGGCCACGUUCUGAAGACAGGGACACUGUGCAGUCAACUGGAGGGGGCAGUGAAUUUGGCGGGAGUUACGUUGUCGACUCCUCCCAUUGUUCGCGUCGCGCUCGAGCCUGUGAACCCUUCAGAUUUAAAUAAGAUGAUCACUGGUCUGAAGCUGUUGGAAAGGAGUGACCCCUGUGCACAGUACGAAAUUCUCCCCAGCGGGGAGCACGUCAUUGUCACAGCUGGGGAAUUACAUCUUGAACGAUGUCUGAAAGAUCUACGAGAGCGGUUUGCCAAGUGCGAAAUUCAGGCUGGAGAGCCCAUUGUCCCUUAUCGUGAGACCAUAAUAAGUGCGCCGGAGAUGGCGCCUCCGAAGAACGCCGACCUUCCUCGUGGAACCAUACAAAGUAUCUCAGCGUCAAAACAACUAACUAUACAACUAAGGAUACGACCUCUACCCGCGGAAGUAACUGAAUUUUUAACCAAAACUGCAGCUACAAUUAAGAAAUUCUAUGCGGAAAGGAGGACAGGAGCCAACAAGGACGUCACAGAAACUAACACCAGCGGUGAAAUAGAUGAUCAUAUUGAUAUAAGUAAUGGCGAGACUGCUGUUAGGAAGAUACUUUCCCUUGAGGAGUUUAAGAAAGAGCUGCAAAACAAGUUCAAUGAAUCCAAAGAAGAGAAAGACACCUGGAGGGAUAUUGUGGAUAGAAUCGUCGAGUUCGGCCCGAGAAGAACAGGCCCUAACAUUCUUGUCGACUCAACGUUAACAAGCUUGUGUGAUAAGCUCACAUCAAAUCAAGUGCCUCAGCCUGCCUCACAGGCAUCAGCAGAUCACCAGCGACGCAGCAUGAACCUCUUCUCUGAUAAGAUCUCAUACGCAUUCCAACUCGCCACUUCGCAGGGCCCCCUGUGCAACGAACCUAUCCAGGGAAUUGCUGUUUUCAUAGAAGAUGUCUCUGUUACGGGAAAAGGUGAGGAGGAGCUUGGCCGUCUUACUGGUGAAGUCAUCAGAUCCGUACGAGAUGCCGUAUGGCAAGGGUUCCUUGACUGGAGCCCGCGCAUACUCCUGGCGAUGUACAGUUGCGAGAUUCAAGCGUCCACCGAAGUCCUCGGCCGCGUCUACGGCGUAAUAACGCGACGAAGAGGCCGCAUCCUCUCUGAAGCCAUGAAAGAAGGCACGCCCUUCUUUACAAUUCUCUCCCUCUUACCAGUGGCCGAAUCUUUCGGUUUCUCCGACGAGAUCCGGAAACGUACCUCGGGUGCCGCCUCGCCACAGCUAAUCUUUGCUGGCUUUGAGAUGCUGGACGAGGACCCAUUCUGGGUUCCUGCGACGGAGGAGGAAUUGGAGGAUCUGGGGGAGCUUGCGGACCGCGAGAAUGUGGCAAAGAGGUACAUGGAUCGGGUCAGGAGCAGGAAGGGGUUGGUUGUUAAGGGGAAGAAAUUGGUGAAGGAUGCAGAGAAGCAGAAGACGUUGAAGCGGUGA